Molecule: messenger RNA, 2480 nt
Organism: Tigriopus californicus
Lineage: Eukaryota; Metazoa; Arthropoda; Copepoda; Harpacticoida; Harpacticidae
Exons: 10
Coding region: 87-2300 (737 amino acids)
Biological process (GO): protein modification by small protein removal
Molecular function (GO): peptidase activity
Source: RefSeq, a predicted model, not a curated record
CAGCUGAAAUGAAGCAAGGUGUUCUUGCAUGAAUACAUCCGUAAAAGGAGGAAGAAGAACGGGUUUUGUUGUGAAUUGGAAACAUCAUGACUGUGAUGAUGGAAGAUGGUAUCAAAUAUUCCAUCGAUGUGAACUUCUACGACCUCAGCCAAGGAAUGAAUCCAAAUGGAUUAUGGAUCUGCGGAUUGGUCGUGUACGGUAAAGAAUAUAUCUUCUCCAAGGCAGGCAUCGAAAGUUGCAGACCGGGACAAACCGUUCUAGGACCUCCAGACAAAACAGAAAGCGUGGGCGAGACGGAGAUAUCCUAUUCUUUGUUCUUGGAUUUCGUUCUAACCCUUGCCGACACAACGUUUCGACCCCAAACAUUUCGCUUCUCAGAACACAAUUCCAUUUCCUUUACCGAAGCCGCUGCGCAAUUCUUGUGCGGAACUUCUAUUCAAAAAUAUCUGCCCUCUAGCCUCCCAGAUUUGUCCCAAAUUCAAAGGGACCUAGCCCAAGAUCUCGAGCAAUUGUUUGAUUCCCCUUCGUUUGUGGAUGCGAGUGCCAAAGGGGGAACCAUAGCUUUUGGUAAUUUAGCUGCCAGAGGUGGAGAUCUUGUAAACUACGUGCCAACGACAGCACCGAGUCGAGCGGAAAGCCCGGAUUUUGAUCAACUUCAAGCCCAAAUUGAUGCUUGCCGAGAGGAAAGCUCCAAAUUGAGACAGAGACGCGAGGCGCAGCUAAAGGAUUUCGAGGAUCAGGCCCCGAAUCAAGUUCAACCUCAAAGUGAGCCAGAGGCCAAGCCGUCCACAAAGAAAAAGAAAUUGCGAUCCAGAUCCACCGAUCAACUUGCUACAAGCCAAAGACAGCGCCAUUCUAAAUCAGUUGAACGGCAGAAAAAUAAUAAACCGGUGGAACGAAAACCGAGAAAGUCCAAAAAACGAUCCUCCUCUGUUGCACCACUACCCAAUGAUCUGGAGGAAGAAUCCGAUCAAUCAUCGGUUCCAAUCCAAGUGAGUGAAGAUAGUAAUUCCAUUCAACAAUCGGAAAAUUCCGGUUCGCUUCAACGCCCGAAGAGAGUGUCAUUUAAUGAUAAACCCAUUGAGAUCAUAGUGGAACGUGAGGAAGAAGAGGAAUUCGUCACCGAUCAGAACGGAAAUCCAAUUUCUUUGGACAGUGACGAGGAGUCUUUGCCACCUCCUUUAGAAGAGGUUCCCUCUGAAAACAGCACCAGGGUUGCCGCAACGCCGCAAAAGUUGGGUGCCAGAAAAAAGGUCAGGUCUCCACCGCCACCAAAGAAGAGGGAAACCGUUCCAAGCCCUUUGGCACACUCCGCAUCAGACGUGCAAAAUAACAAUCUGGUCCCAAUAAGCGGUCCAUCGUCACCCACUCCUUUCCACGAGACCAUCAAUAACCAGACCACAGAAAUGGCUGCAUCCGAGCCAAAUACCAUUCCAACUGAGGAAGAAGGAGCUUCGCCUCCCAAAAAGAACCAAAAGCCGAGUGAGCCACCAGUCACUUUCAGGGAAUUUGAUCACACGGCAGAUUUCGAGGACUUGGUCCGAGAAAUCGUUACCAUGCUGGAUCCUGAGGAACAAGACCGACUCCGAGAAAUGGAGGAUUGGAUCAUUAAGAACGAGGGCACGUGGGUCCUCUCCGAAGGAUUUAACGUCUUCUUGGGGCGUGUGCUCCAUGACAAGUCUCUUCCUAGUGCUGCUCGAGUGGCCAUGCUUCGUCUUUUGGCCUUUGGAGCCGGCAUGGAUGACAUCGUGCUCAUCAUGCAUUCUGACAGAAAAGAUCACCUCUUAAUGAACUACGCUCAAGAGUUUGACAGACACCCAAUUAAGGAGCAGGAAGCCUUGGCCCUUUUCUUUGCUAAUCUGUUUGAGAACAAUUCGUCAAGCGAAUGGCUUUUGUACAUUUCGGAGUGGCCCUCUAAAGGUCAAGACUUGUCCAACAUUCGCGUUACCACCAAGGUGGCGGUGAACGCCCUCCUUGGGGACACGCCCACACUUCAAGACUACGGAACCGCCAUAAUGCACAACUUGGGAACAAAGGAGGUAAAAGCUGUGGUAUUUGACGACAUUUGCUCGGAAUUGGCAAUGGCCAUCUUGCAAUUCUUCCAAGGCAAUCCCAAAGAAGAGCACGUGUUCCGAUGUGUAAAGGCGUUGAACAAAUUUGCCACCAUUGCGCAUCGAGAUGUACCUCAAUUGAUCAAAAUGAUCGGACCCGAACCCUCCAAAUUCUCCGGGAUGUCCAGUCGGGUGGAUGAGUUCAUUCAGGCUCUCAACGCUCGAUUGGCUCGAGUUCCUUCGUUCUAAAACAUACUCAAUGCACACUAACUUUUUGUACUGCUAAAUGCGGAAAAACACGUUGCGUACUGUAAAGAGAGAGAUUCGACACCACCGACCAAAAUCUGGAUAUCUCAAUAACAACCGCCACCUUGUAUGUUGUUUUGUAUUUAUUAAAAAAUAAGCGGAAAAAUAUAUUUAUGCUCCCUU